CACGACAAUAACAGAAUCUAACGUUAUCAUACGGACUCACCACUUUAGCGGGACGGUCGUCGGUGGCGCAUCACUAAUCGACUUAUUUGUAGAAAGUUAAAAGCGGACGUACCCGGCGUAAGAACUGACUACCGAGAGGUGUUAUCGAUGGAUAACCUGGGGAAUGUGACCAGUGGGCAAAACACCGCCGCCCUGGUCAUGUUUGCCUUCCUUCAAACUGACUGCAGAACUUCAGAAUACGGGAAGGAGCUUCUGUCCCUGGGCAAGGAUUUAAAUCUUACCCGGGACGUCAACUUCAAUGGUCCCGAAAAAGACGCAUUGGAAGACGGAGACAUUGAAACUGACGGCCACCUGCCUGUUUGCAUCACUGCUGCUCUAGAUGAUAUUCAGCCUUCAUUGGAACUGCGUUGGCCGAGGAACCGCGCAGAGGCAGCAGACCUCCAGCAGAUAGCAUACGGGCUGAGAGAAAUUGCAGACCAGCUCGAACACAACGUUGUUGCUCAGGCUACCCAGAACCUAAGCAGGAACCUAAACAACUACCCCCCUGAACAGUGGAAAGAUUACCUGACCCGGGAGGUGAGGAGGGUGAUGAGUCAGGGCGUGGGUCUGGAGCAUCUACCUCAGGAGCGAGUCAUGAUGGCCCUCACGCUCACCCUGGUGAAGAGAGUGUGCGAGCAGGCCCCUUGGCUGCUGAGAAACCUCUUCCACACCGCGCUGCAGUACAUCAACGCUGCCAGGGCCAGGUGACUUGUGAGCUGCAGGCUGAGACAAAAUAACUGAGAAACGUCUGGUGGAAAACAGCUGAAUCCGAAACUGGCAGCUGCUCUUCGCGACCAGUCAACUGAAAAGAGCUGUGUUGAUCUCACAGUAGUA
This is a messenger RNA of Etheostoma cragini (Arkansas darter), 873 nucleotides long. It is a transcript of the gene bida, whose product is annotated as BH3 interacting domain death agonist. The record is from RefSeq and is a predicted model, not a curated record. NCBI's taxonomy places the organism in Eukaryota, Metazoa, Chordata, Actinopteri, Perciformes, Percidae. The transcript is spliced from 4 exons. Gene Ontology annotation, cellular component: cytoplasm; mitochondrion; cytosol. Gene Ontology annotation, biological process: positive regulation of extrinsic apoptotic signaling pathway; positive regulation of release of cytochrome c from mitochondria; positive regulation of intrinsic apoptotic signaling pathway. Bases 148 to 747 code for a protein of 199 amino acids.